Messenger RNA from Zea mays, 977 nucleotides. RefSeq lists its product as uncharacterized. Lineage: Eukaryota; Viridiplantae; Streptophyta; Magnoliopsida; Poales; Poaceae. The record is from RefSeq and is marked validated. The coding region runs from base 91 to 765 and encodes 224 amino acids. The transcript has a single exon.
AAGCCUCCAGCUGACAAAAGCUAAGCAAUCGAGCUGACAAGAGCUAAGCAAUCGAGCUGACAAGAGCUAAGCAAUCGGGGGAGUUCACUGAUGUCUUGCUUCAGCGCCAUGACCACGACGACGGGCGGCAGAGGCACCUACUACUACUCGUCCUCGCCGGGGCGGCCCCGCGGCGGCGGCGGCGGCAAGAGGCCGUGGCGGCGGUGGCGCGCCAAGUGCGCCGGCAUCGCCGCAGCCGUCGGGUCCAGGCUCCGGAGAUCUGUCGUCAGGGCCGUCGACGGUGGCCGCCGGCGCACGCCGCCGCCUUCGUCCUCAUCCGUUCACCGCGGGUGGUGCCACCACCACCACCACGGCCGCCAGAGCUUCGCGCCGGUCUACGUCGACGACCUCUACAGCCACAGCCUACAGCCGGCAGCCAAGGCCCACCGCGGCGUCGUCGUGCGGCAGGAGCAGGUGCAUGAGCCGCCGAGCACCAGCGCCCGCGACAAGCUGCCGGCGACGGAUGCGGCUGCGCCCGCGCACGGCGCCAGUGCCAGCAGCAACAGGCAGCAGGCGCGCGCCAUGGCUGCGGGCGUCGCCGCGAUGAGGAACGUGCUGCUGCGGAGCCCCGGCAGAGGCGGCGGCGGCGUGCUCGGGGUGGUGAAGGGGAUGGGGGAGGUGGACCUCAGGGCCGAGCUCUUCAUCCGCAAGUUCAAGGAGGACAUGCGGCUGCAGAGCCAGCGCUCGGCGGAGGAGUUGCAGGCCAUGCUCGCAAGAGGCCUAUGACACCACGUACCAUACCAUAACAUAGCAUAGCAUAGGAGAUUAUUUGUUAAAGGGCAAGAAGAAAAUUUGGUAAAAUUAAACUCUCUUAGCUGUGGCUUUGGUUUGAGAGGUUGGUUUUCUUUGUGUUCAAUCGAUGUACAUACAUGAUUGUUCGUGUUACAUUCGUUGGUGGUGUCUUGCUUGUAAUAAAGUGCAUAUAUUUGUUUGACGUU